Messenger RNA from Beta vulgaris subsp. vulgaris (sugar beet), 1261 nucleotides. RefSeq lists its product as uncharacterized. Lineage: Eukaryota; Viridiplantae; Streptophyta; Magnoliopsida; Caryophyllales; Amaranthaceae. The transcript has 2 exons. Bases 601 to 1056 code for a protein of 151 amino acids. The record is from RefSeq and is a predicted model, not a curated record.
UCUCCUCUCACAAGGAUGUUAGUAUGUUACCCCCCUGCAAUAUGCUUCCUUUUAUAUAUAGCUCUUUAUUAGAAGCAUGUACUUGAUAUUACCUAAUAUCAGAUGCACCUCCCCUUUCCUAUGCCACAACUUUGCCUCGUUACUUAUAGGCCAUUUUUCCGUCGUUUGUACCACUUUCUUUCAAUUUGUUCUCCAUUGAUUACUUCCCUCAUAUACUACACAACUUUACAAUAUCUCCCCCAAAACAAAACUUUCCUAAAUCAUUCAUCAAAAUAGAAUCCAGAGACAAUCCUAAACCACAAACUUGAAUGGUAAAAUCCAUUAGUAACUACGCCUCUAAUUUCAUGCCGUCUCUUCCUACACCGUCAUCAUCGACUGCGCGCUACACGCAACUCGCGCACGCGAUCCAUUCUUUGUUUAUAUUGUUCCUUUCUUCUUCCUUCGGCUCCAACAAACAAGCUUGGUACUACCGUUGCCUUGGUCUAGACCCCUAAAAAACUCCACCAUAUAUCCUUUGAUUUUUCACCAAAAUAUUCAUUAGAAAAACAAAAAGAACCCGACGAAAAAUAAAGAAUGAAUAGAAACGCGUCAUAAAAUAAGAUGAUUUUCUCAAGCGAGAAGCAAAAGAGUAGUAUUAUGAAAAAGAGCAACUGUUUUGAUUGUCACAAAGAGAAUAUCAACAACAAUAAACGGUUUCUGAUAAUUGUGAACGUGCUAGGAAGUGCGGGCCCACUGAAAUUUGUAGUCAACGAGGAAGAUCUUGUGGGCGGAGUUAUUGAAAUUGCUUUGAAAAUUUAUGAUAAAGAAGGUCGCCUCCCAGCUUUGGGUUCGGACAAUACCAAAUUUCUGAUUUAUUGCGCUAAUGCUGGAUCUGAUGCACUCAGCCCUUGGGACGAGAUAGGUUCAUGUGGAUCCAGGAACUUUGUGUUAUGCAAGAAGCCAGAGCAGCAACCAAACAUGACUGAGUCAAGGUCUCACUUGAUUUCACGAAAGAGAUCAGCGAAUUGGAAAUCAUGGUUCAACAAAUCAUUGAGCUUCAAGAUAUCAUCACACUAAUAGAAGAGUCCUGUGUUUUAUUACUUCCAAGCCUCUACUUAUGGUGUUUGAAGAAAAAAAAGAGUUUACUAGCUUCGUCAAAAACAUUUAUCAGUAUAUAUGUAUAAUUUGAACGACUAACAUAGCAUUAUAUCUGAAUUGAGUUACUUAUAGUAAACUUAUAUGUACUUACAACAUUUGAAAUCUCUGUCAUGUUUUUUUUUAC